AUUUCUUCUCUCCCUAAUUGAUUAAAUUUUCAUGCUGAUUCCUCUCUGAAAAGCCUCUUUCAAUCUCCGUUUUCAAAGCUCUUUUAAUUCUCUAUUAUUGUUUAUAUUUAUAUUGUUUUCCGGCCAUGGGUGUUGCAGUUCUAAAACCAGAGGAUUGUUUAAAGCUACCGAAUCCCAUGAAACACCACAAAAAUCAUUUCCCGAACCCGAACCGUAGGAAUCGGGCACACUCAAACCGUAGGAAUCGGUCUCCGACCAUCUCCCCUACUCCUCCAUCUGCCGAUCCCAAAGUUCGGGCCAAAAAUCUCGUGAUGGGUCAAGUCAAGAUCCUCAAACGCGGCGAAGAACUAAAAAAACCGUCGACCCGGAAGUCCGUUAGGUUCGAAAAGGAAAACGUUGAUGUAGAUCUGGGGUCAACUAAUCUGUUAGGUCCAGAUCCGUGGUCGAUUCCGACCCAGACACGACUUACCGAAUCAAACAACAGAAACAACAAUAAGGUCAACCCAGUCACGUUUUAUGCUGGGUCUGCCUUCAUAACCUCGCCGCCUCCAAGCUCCGUUCCGAAGCCGGCGUUUUUCACUAAGAAGAUUGAGGUUUCUGUAAAGAACAGCGAUGCCACAAGUGACUUGAGGAGGAUGCUGAGGCUCGAUUUGUAGUUGUAGCUUUGCAUUAAUUCGUCAAGGUUCUUUGAUAUUCGGUCAUCCCUUAUUUUUUCAAGGGGAGAGAUCGAAAAAUGUUAGGUUUUAGCUUUUCCUACUGUUGUAAAGCUUAACUUGGUCUGGAUUUAGUUACUUUAUUUGCUUUAACA
Hibiscus syriacus is the source of this 808-nucleotide messenger RNA. RefSeq lists its product as uncharacterized. The coding region runs from base 126 to 656 and encodes 176 amino acids. The record is from RefSeq and is a predicted model, not a curated record. The transcript has a single exon. Lineage: Eukaryota; Viridiplantae; Streptophyta; Magnoliopsida; Malvales; Malvaceae.